Molecule: messenger RNA, 407 nt
Organism: Talaromyces proteolyticus
Lineage: Eukaryota; Fungi; Ascomycota; Eurotiomycetes; Eurotiales; Trichocomaceae
Exons: 1
Coding region: 99-350 (83 amino acids)
Source: RefSeq, a predicted model, not a curated record
UAUUCUGCUCUCUUGUACAAUCUGCCCCAAAAAGAACGAAAAGAAAGACCAAAAACAGACAGAACAGUCGCGCGUCCCCCUCGUAGCAUGUAUGAUGUAUGUGUUUGCCGGACGUCGGAUUCAUGUACACAAGGUAUCGUAUCGUAUAUCGUUACUUUUUCCUUUUUUUCUUUUCUUCUCAUUUUGGGCGGUUGGAUCACUUGAUGUAUGUCAUGGUGAAUGUGCUUUUGGUGCAAGGGGCUCUCAUAAGCCCGGAACAGGCGCAUAAGGCAUGGGCUUUUACUACUACUCUUUUCAAAUGUUAUUUUGUAUUGAGCUUUUUGUUGCUUUCAAGGGUUGCCUGUUAUUAAGGGUAUUGGUUGAUAUUCGAGUUAUGGACCGUGGAAUUGAUUUCUGCGGGCUUAUCA